AUGUCUUUUGCAAAUCUACCUCUUGAGGUUCAUUGCCAUAUCAUCUCAUACCUCCUUUGCAAUCGGGAUGUGGCUGCUCUGUCAAUCCAAUGUCGUGCCCUUCACUCUACAUGUGACAUGGCAGCACGCAAAAAAUAUCACCAAAUUGACAUCUCGGGGAGCGAGGAUGGUAUUGACCAAGCGUUCAAUUUCUUAAUGGAAAUCUUGAAGCAGCCUCAGCUGGCCCUUCAUGUGCGCCAUCUGAAGUAUCGCACACCAACAUCCUGGUCCUCUGGAUAUAAAGAUGCAGCGCCGAUGCGAGAGCUCAGCAGCGACGAGAUGGGUCUCAUCAAGAAAGCGGUGAAGAUUGGGGGCUUUGAAGGCCCCCAAGAAGAUCAAAUAGUCAAUAUGCUCAUGCAAAGAAUGGACAACGCGCUUCGCUCAUAUGGGGGAUACGAAGAACGAGAGAGGACUCAAAUGUUUAUCACUCAAGCCCUGGCUGCCAUCGUCAUUGCGGUAUCGCCGAACAUCGUAUCAAUGGUCACGACAAACCCCCGUUCAUACUACUCUGGCAUUGAACUUCCACUUGAUCAAAUUCUCCUUCGGGCUAACAAAAGCCCUGGAAGUACGCCAUAUCUCUGCAACCUCCGGAGUGUGUACAUGAUCAGCGAGACCAGUAGUACGUGGGAGGAUGGCCGUUUCUACAUCACUAUGGAUCUACAGGGCUUCAUCAGAUUGUUUGACAGACUGCCAUCCAUCGAAUCAGUCAGCACGGAUGUAAUGGAAGAGAGCGACUUGCCGGCUGAUACCCUUGAAAAAAGCUCCUCCGACAUAAGCAAACUCUCCAUCUGCCAUUCGUCAGUUUCGUCGGCUUAUCUAGCGCGCGUGAUAUGGUCGUGCAAGACCCUCAAAGAACUCCGUUACUCCAUUGGAGGGAGAUCAACCAAUGAUGGAGGACACCCUAUUGUCAACGCUAAAGCUCUGAUCAAAGCCAUGUGUUAUCACAAAAGAACCCUCGAGACCAUUGAAAUUGAUGCCGAAAAUGAUAUCCACGAUCUCGAUAGAGAUGACCCCGAAGAGGUAGAACGUGCGUUCGAUGAUUAUGGGAGCCCGUACGAAAACGGAAUCGGUGAGCAUAAUCGGGCCUUUAUGGAAGAAAUUUGGGAAAACAGCGGAUCCCUCAAGGACUUCGAGUCCUUGAAACGAUUGAGUCUGGGUGUGAAAUUCCUCGCAUACUUUGCAAAAGGCGUCAGCGCGCCCUCUGGAGAAAUGAGAAAAAGGGCAAUUGUGGCGGACUGUUUACCCAAUACUCUCGAGUACUUGUGUGUUCGGGGAUAUGAGAAGGGCGCAAGCGAAGAAGACGACGAGCAGAUGGAUGCGUUGAUGACUUUUUAUAAGUCAGGUCAGUCCUCAUUGAAAGAACUGCUGGGAAUCGAAGAGACCGUUCCCCAUGCCAGCUAUGUUGAUGAUCCAGAUGGAAACGGCCAUCUGCUGUGGCCCUUUGAUGAAGAUUCCGGUACUGAAGAUGAAGAAACCAGCGAUGAAGAAUGA
Molecule: messenger RNA, 1530 nt
Organism: Penicillium olsonii
Lineage: Eukaryota; Fungi; Ascomycota; Eurotiomycetes; Eurotiales; Aspergillaceae
Source: the annotation of a GenBank genome assembly